Molecule: messenger RNA, 1879 nt
Organism: Cuscuta campestris
Lineage: Eukaryota; Viridiplantae; Streptophyta; Magnoliopsida; Solanales; Convolvulaceae
Source: the annotation of a GenBank genome assembly
CGUAGUACUCCACUGUGAGUUCUCAAAGUUGAGCUUGCUCAAGGCAGAAGCUUUCCGCAGGAGAUAAAGAGGCAGCAAAGCAAAGCCGCCGGAAAAUCUAGCAACCGGAAUAAUGGGGUUCACGAUGGGUCUGAACAUGCUCCUCUUGAUGGCUAUGGUAGCCACCAACAUCCUCUCUCUCUACCAUCUCUCCUCCAACAUCCAGUCCCAGUCUUCUGCCCCGCCACUCCCUCCCGUCCCGGACCACCUCCUCCGCCAGCUCCAGACCAUACGCGCCACCAUCAGCCACCUCACCUCCCUCCACCAGCCCAAUCCUCCAUCUUCCGACAAGAAGGCUUCCCCGGCUAUCCCCUCCGAUCUUCUUCUCUACGCCCACAUGUCUCCCAUUGCUUCUGCUUGCAAAGACUACCCAGAUUUGCUCCACCAGUACAUGAAUUACACCCCCUUUCACCUCUGCCCCUCCGAUUCCGCGAUUUCCGAGUCUCUGAUUCUCCGCGGCUGCCACCCUCUUCCUCGCCGCCGCUGCUUCUCCCGGACCACCGCCGCCGCGCCAUCCUCCCUCCCUAGAAAUCCGUUUUCCACUUUGCCGGAAAGUUCUGUCAUUUGGAAGAAUUACAACUGCACGGGCUUCGGUUGCCUGUCCAAGUCAAACCCCCAGUUAGGGUUUGAUAUGAAAAUCGAGCAAUCGAGGUUCUUGUCUUCAAAGUCGGAUCUGGAUCUGUCAAUCUCGCAACUAUUCCAGAUUGCGAAAUCCGCAGGGAGUGUGAUCAGGUUGGGACUGGACGUUGGGGGCGGCACAGGCACCUUCGCGGCCCAAAUGAAGCUUCAGAAUGUUACAGUAGUGACCACCACCAUGAAUCUUGGGGCACCCUACAGUGAGGCAGUGGCACUAAGGGGGUUGGUCCCACUACAUGUGCCAUUGCAGCAGAGGCUGCCUGUGUUUGAUGGAGUGAUGGAUCUAGUGAGGUGUGGGCAUGCCGUGAACAGGUGGAUUCCGGUCACUAUGAUGGAAUUCUUAUUCUAUGAUGUGGAUAGGGUGUUGAGAGGCGGUGGGUACUUUUGGUUGGACCAUUUCUUCAGUAAAAGAUUGGAUCUUGAAAAGGUAUAUCGGCCAUUGAUUUGGAAGUUGGGGUACAAGAAGGUGAAGUGGGCUGUUGGAAACAAGACUGAUUCAAGUGGAGUAAAGAAUCAGGAGGUGUAUUUGACAGCACUUCUGCAAAAGCCUCUCUCUAGAUGAGACUUCACCUGAGUUAAAUCCCACAAGAGCAGGGUCUGGGGAGGGUGUGUGUACGCAGACCUUACCCCUACUCGAAAGUAGAGAGGCUGUUUCCAAAGAGACCCCCGGCUCAACGUCGAAAGUUGCAUUGCUUGACUAACUGCUACUUCAUUAAUUAAAGAAGCGCAGACAGUUUAGAGAUCCAUUUUGAUUUAUUCCAUCACACCCCAAAGCCAAAAAAUGGUGAAAUUUUGGCUCCAUCGGAGAUGAUGUAAAUUUCGGCUUGAGUUUUAAUAGCAUGUAUAAAUGCAAACGAUAAACAUAGGAAAAGAAUACGGAGUAAUUAAUUCGUUUCUGAGUUCCUAAUGAGAACCNCACACACUACCGUUUCAUUUGGUAACACUUCGGCUUGAGUUUUAAUACAACAACAACAACAACCCAGUUAAAUCCCACAAGAGCAGGGUCUGGGGAGGGUGUGUGUACGCAGACCUUACCCCUACUCGAAAGUAGAGAGGCUGUUUCCAAAGAGACCCCCGGCUCAACGUCGAAAGUUGCAUUGCUUGACUAACUGCUACUUCAUUAAUUAAAGAAGCGCAGACAGUUUAGAGAUCCAUUUUGAUUUAUUCCAUCACACCCCAAAGCCAAAAAAUGGUGAAAUUUUGG